GGUUAAUUAUAUCUUAAUACUAGAAACGUAGAACACAAAACUUUGUAACAUACACUUAGAGAUAAAUAUCUACAUACACAACUAUAUUGUACUAGACAUUCACACUCACUUUGUAUUUGACCGAAGCUGGAACACAUAAUAAAUUUAGUAUGAAAUCGACUAUCGCGUAGUGCACACGUUUUAUUGUCGCGGCGGUGAAAGAAGAUCCCCUACAUCUACUUCUCGUCGGUACGGACUCAUCCACGUGCGGUGAUCGAUCCGUUUAUCAGUGCGUCGUUCCAAUAUCUCGUUAAUCUCCCACCCUCUCUCGAAGUGCACCUUUUCGUUUGACGGCUGCCUAUUUUUGAAGAUCGCCGAUCGUGGCGAAUUUAGUGCGCGGUAAGUGAUCGCGCCAACAGAUUUGGUGCCGAAACCCGGGACCACGUUGCAGAAAGGUCUCGCAGGCAGCCAUUGUCGUUGAUCGUUCGACCACGUUGCGGUAUCGCGCGCGCAUUGUUCUCGCGCAUCGCAGUGAAUUUGGCCUUGGAGCGGACAACCCCUCGUCGACCCCGCUCAUCUUUUCACGGCACUGCGAUUUGCCGUUCGCUUUGCUGGCUCCGGUACCCGACUGGAACGACACGAGCACGUGAGAGUCAACGGUUGAGGUAACUCAAAACGUCGAUACCAGGUGGGUGACUCUUUUUCUACUACUACUAUUACUGCACGCACCAUGAAGAAACGUGCUUCUCGUUCAGUGGUGGCAAAAUCAGCCAAGCUGAAAACGCUUUUGCGGCAAAGAGCGAACAUUUUGGGCUCUGCCGCGUUGAUCAAAAAGUUCAACGAUCAAUACCAACAAGGUCAAUUCCACCAAGUCAAGGUGAGGAUCGACACUCUCGAUCGUUUGUGGGCUGAUUUCGCACACAUACAGGACGAGAUCGAAGAAAUCGAAGAUGGCGUCACCGGUGAUGAAAUCGAUGACGAAGAAGAGCCAACCAUUUCUGCGCAGCGGGUACAAUUUCAAUCCAUGUACCACGAGCUGAAAGCAUCUCUCGUUAGUAAGCUGCCGCUGGAUCCACCACCCUCCGGCUCUGCAGUCAAUCGUCCUCCGGUCCAACCAAUGCAGUCUGUGCGGUUGCCGGAAAUCCACAUUCCAGAUUUUUGUGGCAAUCCAUCCAAAUGGAUAGCCUUUCGGGACAUUUUUCGGUCCAUGAUCCAUUCAAGCGUUCACCUCUCGUCGGUGCAGAAAAUGCACUACCUAAAAGCGGCUCUCACAGGCGAGGCCGCGCGCAUAAUCGCAAAAUUUGAAGUUAAUUCCGACAACUAUGCUGCAGCAUGGAAAUCAAUUUGUGAGCGAUAUGAUAAUCCGAAUCUACUACGGAAACAUCAUUUCGCGGCUCUUUUCGCUAUUCCUUCGGUGAAGAGAGCUUCCUCAUCGUCGCUAUACGAGCUCGUUGAUGAGUUUGACCAUCAUGUGGGAGUAUUGGGAAAGCUGGAUACGCCAGCUGACUUGUGGGACACAGUGCUCGUCGAAACCCUCAGUAAGCGUUUGGAUCCUGCUACUCUGAAGGAGUGGGAGAACAGUUGUCAGGAAAAUGUGCGUCCCACGUACCAGCAAUUAACCGAAUUUGUGCGAAAAACAUCGCGAGUGUUACAGUCUGUUAAACUGCUUCAAACGCCCAAUCACCCUGUCGAAUCCAAACCCUCGAAACCCAAAUCGAUUUCCACCCACGUUGCUACGGAGGUUACGAACAAGUGUCUGCUUUGCAAGGACGCCCAUCCUCUUUUCAAAUGCGAUCAGUUUGUCGGAAUGGAGGUGAAACAACGCUUUGAGAUGGUGAAGAGAAAUGGAUUGUGCAUCAACUGCCUGAAGGGGUCACAUCUCGCCAAGAACUGCAGCAGUGGAAGCUGCAGAAAUUGCUCCAAGAAACACCACACCCUUUUGCAUCUGCCGCCACUAGCCGUGGCUGCGAAACCGUCGUCGUCUCAAACAACGCUGGCGUGCUCUACGGCAGCCAGUGAAGUGAUUCCUCCAGCUCAACCUCAAGUGUCGUCGAACUCGUCCGUAGUCGCCUCGCACUCGUUUUCCUCACCACCAUCGCGUUCGCAACAGCCACCCGUCGGGGCUAUGUCGUCUGGCCCGGUAAACUCGUUCUCGUAUUCGGUCGUCGUUGCUCCCUCCCCGUCGCCGGUUGAUUCGCUCGCUCCGCAAUCGAUCGGAAAAAGUCUAGAAUUGAACUCUUCUCCUGUGGCCUCCUGUGUUGCUCCACAAAGCGUUCCCGUACGUGCCCCCUGCGAUGAAGUUUUCCUAUCAACGGUAGCUGUCAAGGUGAAAGACUCCAACGGCAACCCUCGCUACGUUCGUGGGGUUCUGGAUAGCUGCUCCCAAGCAAAUUUCAUCUCGGAGGCUCUGGCGCGCAAGCUGGAGUUGAAACGCGACAGAAUCAGCAUCGAUGUUAGUGGUAUUGGCCAGGGAAUCGUCCACAUUCGCUCUAAAGUAUUGAUUAGGAUCUCGUCUCGCUUCGGUGGAUUAGACUACCCUCUCGAAUGUCUCGUUAUACCACAAAUCACGGUCACGCUUCCAAGUAAGCACAUCGACAUUUCUGACUGGAAUCUCCCCAACAACGUCCCUCUCGCAGACCCGAGGUUCAACAUCAGCUCCGGGGUCGAUAUUCUCGUUGGUGGAGAACUGUUCUACUCCCUAAUGCUCUCGCAUACUAUCAAUCUACGCGCUGGUUUCCCGAUACUUCAGAAGACUGUUUUCGGGUACGUUGUCGCUGGUCGGCUAUCAACAGCAUCUUGUACUUCUCCGAUUCGUGUAGUCAGUGCCACCACUAGUCUCGAUAAUAAGCUGCAGCGCUUUUGGGAGGUCGAAAACUUCGACGGUUAUAAGGCGAUGACUCCGUUGGAAGAAGCGUGUGAGGAGCAUUUCCGAAGCACAGUUAGUCGAACAAGUGAUGGUCGCUACAUGGUUCGCCUUCCGGUACGGGACGAAAUGGUUCAAUUGCUGGGAGAUUCUUUCGCGGUAGCACAACGCCGAUUUUGGGCAAUAGAGCGGAAAUUUGCGGCAAACCACGAGUUUAAGAGCGAAUACGUGAAGUUCAUGGAGGAGUACGCAGCACUUGGCCAUAUGGAGUUGAGUCCUCGCGUCGAAAUUCCCCAGUUUGUACUGCCACACCAUGCCAUCUUCCGCCUCGAUAGCUCCACCACGAAAACCCGCGUUGUCUUCGACGCCACCUGCAAGGGCAGUUCCCAGUUGUCGUUGAAUGAUGUACUACUCGUUGGUCCGAUCGUGCAACCUCCUCUUCUCGCUAUCGUCCUCAACUGGCGGAUCCCUCGUUUUGUUUUCAAGGCUGAUAUAGAGAAGAUGUUCCGCCAGAUUUGGGUUAAUCCUCUGGACCGCAGGUUUCUGCAAGUGCUGUGGCGGACAAGUACAACCCAACCUCUUCAGCGAUACCAGCUCACCACGGUGACCUACGGGACGUCAUGCGCACCUUACCUGGCCACACGUGUGCUUAACCAAUUGGCAGAGGACGAAGGGCACCGAUAUCCGCUUGGUGCAAAGGUCAUCCGGAAAGGAUUCUACAUGGACGAUGCUCUUUCAGGGGAAGACGACCUGGAAACUGCUGUUGAGACAGUGAUACAGCUGACGGAACUACUGAAGCUUGGAGGCUUCAACUUGAGGAAAUGGAGCUCCAAUGAUCCUCGGAUUCAGGCUCACUUGCCGGAUGAACUGAAGGAAUUCGCGCCGGAAACUGAAAUCGACGGUUCCGGAAACAUAAAAACGCUAGGUUUGUUGUGGUCGCACGUCACCGAUGAAUUUGGAUUCAAAAUCCCAUCGCUUCCGCCCUCGAACAAGGUCUCUAAACGAGUAGUGGCCUCCGAGAUGGCACAGUUAUUCGACCCACUCGGACUAGUCGGAUCAGUGGUGAUGAGUGCCAAAAUGUUUAUUCAGAAGCUGUGGGCGAUAGGAAUUCCUUGGGAUGAUGACCUUCCCGAGAACCUACGAGAUUGGUGGCUGCGUUUCCGUGAAGAAAUUCCGCAAUUAGCAGAGCUGAAAAUCCCACGUCGAGUUCUCACGAACGACUUCAACAGAUACGCAUUACAUUGCUUCUGUGAUGCUUCCGACCACGGCUACGGCGCCUGUGUCUACGUGGUUUCGUCGAAUGGGGCUGGAAAUCACUACAGCCAACUUCUCAUAGCUAAAUCGAGAGUCGCACCACUGCGUGGACUUACAACCCCGAAACUGGAACUCUGUGCUGCUGUGUUAGGAUGUCAGCUGCUGGAUCAAGUCCGAAGCACGACUAGAUUCGCCGGAGUAGUGACGUUCUGGUCGGAUUCCAGUAUAGUUCUACACUGGAUUUGAUCGCCGCCUACCGUUUGGAAGGUGUUCGUGUCGAAUAGAAUAGCAGAAAUCCAGAAACUUUCAAACAACGACAGCUGGCGCCAUGUUCCGUCGAAGGCCAAUCCGGCGGACAGGAUAUCUCGUGGAGUUUUACCGUCAGAAAUACUCGAAGAUUCGCUGUGGUGGCACGGGCCCAACUUUCUCGUUCAGGCCGUCGAAACUUGGCCUGAAGACAUCGUGUCGCUCACUCGCGAAGAACAGGAAGUUCGUGACGUGGAAGCUCGCCAGGUGGUUACUUUCGCGGUGACCCAGGUUGAUCACUCGAUCAUCCAUCGAUAUUCGGAUCUUGGAAGGUUGCUUCGGGUAGUUAGUUACUGCUUCCGAUUCUGUCGAAACGCUCUAGGUCCGCAAAAUCGUCGCAAGGUUGGUCCUCUGCAGCCGCCCGAAGUGGAUUACUCGCUUAAAUCGCUCAUUCGUUCCGUCCAAGGUACAGAAUUCCCAGAAGAACUUCGUUGUCUCUCGACGAAUCCUCAGCGGCGACUGACCAGCAAGGACCGGAAACUCCAAUCGUCAUUCAAGUCGCUUAACCCGUUUCUGGACAACACAGGCCUCCUACGGAUAGGAGGACGCUUGGCAAAGCUGUCGGCCUCUUUGGAUACCAGAGCACCUAUUCUUCUACCGGCCAAACAUCAUCUGUCUUGGCUAAUCGCUCGCUCCCUCCAUCUAAGGACUCUUCAUGGAGGACCAACCCUGCUACUGGCUACCAUUCGGCAAAGAUUCUGGCCUCUACGUGGACGCGAUCUCGUUCGUAAAGUCGUUCGGCAGUGUGUGACCUGCUUCCGCUGUGCCCCGAAGCCGACGGAGCAGUUCAUGGCUCCUCUACCGUCUGUGCGAAUCACGCCGGCACGAGUGUUCGCGAAUAGUGGUAUGGACUACUGUGGGCCCUUCGGUAUUCGUCCGUUAGUUGGGAGGGGAGCAAACGUGAAAAUGUACGUCGCCGUGUUCGUUUGUAUGGUGGUGAAGGCGGUACACCUCGAGGUAGUCACCGACCUUACGUCCGUCGCGUGUAUCAAUGCGGUGAAGCGGUUCGUCGCACGUCGCGGUCGCGUAGUGAAUUUGUAUUGCGACAACUCGACAGCAUUCGUCGGAGCUGAUCGAGAACUGAAGCAGCUACGUCGCCAGUACCUUCAGCAGUAUUCGACGGAGCAGUGGAAUGGAUACUGCCUGGAGAGUGGAAUAACGUUCCACUUUAUCCCUCCACGUUCCCCCCACCACGGUGGCCUGUGGGAAGCGGGGGUCAAAUCGUUCAAACACCAUCUGCGUAGGAUCCUUGGAUGUCGAUCGUUUACGUUGGAGGAGUUCAACACUACAGUGGCCCAAAUCGAAAGUAUGCUGAACUCUCGCCCCCUGUCGCCACUGUCUAGUCACCCGCAAGAUCUGUCCAGCCUUACUCCCGGCCACUUCCUUGUGGGAGAGCCUUUGUUUUCUAUUCCAGAGCCCGACUACACCACACAUCCUGUUGGUCGGCUCAACCGUUACCAGGAGAUGAAGCGCAGUGUCCAGGAUUUCUGGAAACGCUGGGCACGAGAGUACGUCAGCGAGCUCCAUCAGCGCUCAAAGUGGCAACGUGUGCGGGACGAAGUGAAGGUGGGAUCCCUGGUCCUGCUGAAGCAAGAAGGUCUUCCACCCCUCGAAUGGAACUUGGGUCGUGUCGUAGCGGUAUCACCAGGAUCGGACGGCCACGUUCGGGUCGUCGAGGUUCGAACAGCGAAAGGAUACUACACACGAGCAGUGACUGAAGUCUUUCUGCUACCUAUCGAGG
Molecule: messenger RNA, 6143 nt
Organism: Aedes albopictus (Asian tiger mosquito)
Lineage: Eukaryota; Metazoa; Arthropoda; Insecta; Diptera; Culicidae
Exons: 2
Coding region: 710-4342 (1210 amino acids)
Source: RefSeq, a predicted model, not a curated record